Molecule: messenger RNA, 441 nt
Organism: Cladophialophora bantiana CBS 173.52
Lineage: Eukaryota; Fungi; Ascomycota; Eurotiomycetes; Chaetothyriales; Herpotrichiellaceae
Exons: 1
Coding region: 1-441 (146 amino acids)
Source: RefSeq, a predicted model, not a curated record
AUGACUCCAGAUUCCUCCAAGCAAGAGAAUCAGCUACUCGAGGAAGAGCUGACCGAGAGGGCGACCAUACUAGAGCACCUGCAACAUACAGUCCAUGCGCUUGAGGGACAAAUCGACCAAGCAAUUCAGCAAAAAGACGAGGCAGACCCUUGUGUUGCCAACGUCGAGGAGUACAACAGAACUCUGUUGCUAGGCUUUGCGAACAAGCAUGCUCUGAACCCUCGUGAAAUUGAAGAGCUCAACAUCUGCAAGUCAAACGAGUGGAGAAACCUUCGCCAGGCUUUUGAGAUGUCUCAACACACAUGUGCUGAACUCGUCGCAGCGAACGAAGAAUUGGUCAAAGCAGCUGACGACCAGAAUGAACAGGAGUCGCAAUUUCGAGAGGACAGCGAUGUUCUAAAGAAGAAAAUGCAAGACUUUCUGCAAAAUUUUAGAUCGUAA